Messenger RNA from Polypterus senegalus (gray bichir), 1722 nucleotides. RefSeq names its product V-type proton ATPase subunit S1-like protein. The record is from RefSeq and is a predicted model, not a curated record. Gene Ontology annotation, cellular component: proton-transporting V-type ATPase complex. The transcript is spliced from 7 exons. NCBI's taxonomy places the organism in Eukaryota, Metazoa, Chordata, Cladistia, Polypteriformes, Polypteridae. The coding region runs from base 1 to 984 and encodes 327 amino acids.
AUGGCAAAAUACAGGACAGCAGAGGCUUUUUUAAUGACUUUUCUUGUUUUGAUCACAUUUUCCAUAUCACAGAACCAAGUGCCUCCUGUAGUGGACACAAGUUCACAUGUAGAAGAAAUCAUUAUUGAGAAUGGCAAAACAAGAAAUUGGUCUCACAGUGCCUCAGUACUAGAAAGCGUUUUCAUCCGUACAGCUGCUCUUCACAAGAGCAAGCCACAGCCUCAAGUUUCUCAUGGCCCACUGCGGUCAAGGAGAGGAGCACUGCCAAGUCGAACUAGAGCUUCUUACACACCAUUAAAUGUAACUGUCAAUGGAAAGUCAUGCAUCCUGUUCUGGGCUAAGAAGCUGGAGAUUAAACUGAAGGAUCACACGCAGCUUGACCUGACGGGCAGGAUCUUUGGACCAAAUGCAAAAGUGAAUCUGAAGAGCUCAACCUGCAGUGAACACAAGGCAAUGCUAGUUCUUAAACUUGGAGAUGUGGAGGAUCUGAAAGACUUUGUCAUCAGGCUGCUAAUGUCAAACACCUAUUACGAAUCAGCUGGGCAGAACUGGUUCAGCUUGGACAGCGUUCACAUUCUGUAUAACAAGACUUCAGAAGUGAGGUUUAAUGCCACUGAAAUUUAUGCACCGGCAACUUCUUCUUACCAUUGCCAGCAUGUCAGCAGCCUCCAAAAGUAUGACACAUUGUUGGUUCCAAGUACCCAGGCGGACGGGGCUACCCUUCAACAUGUCACCUUCACAGAUUUCCAGAUUCAAGCGUUCAGCAUUCAAGAUGGGCAGUUUGCAUCAGCAACUGACUGCGCCUCCUUCUUCACGCCGGCCAUACUGAUGGGCCUUAUCAUGUCUCUCAUUCUGCUGCUUGUCUUGGCUUAUGCCCUCCACAUGGUUGUCCACUUGAAAUCGAUAGAGCGAUACGAUGAGCAUAAAACUGUCUAUUUCCCAAAAACGCAGUCUUCAGACUCUGGCGAGAAAAGCAGCUUAUGAAUAAUAAGACAUGAGAAGUGACAGUCUUAUAAAUCUAAUAUAAUGACUCCCAGAUUCUGCUGGUUACACUGCAAAUGGGAAAGUAGAGUUCAGUGCCAGGAGAUGAUGAUGUUGGUUUUCAUUGAGAAAUCGAAAUUACCUGUCUGCCAUUCAGUCUUGGGCAGCGCUGUGGUGCACUGAGGAGUUGGCAUUGCUAACUGGCAGCGCAGUGGACGUGUCAUCUGUGGAGUUUGGGUGCCCUCUCUGUGCUUGCAUUGUUUCCAUUUCAAAGGCAGCCCGAGCUUACGAGGUUGAUUGCUGACCCACAAGCCUUAGGGAUGCGCCCUAAACAGACCAGCGCCCCACGCAGGACCAAACUCUGCCUUGUGUUUGACGCUCCAGGGAAAAAAAGGCAGAUCCAGAAACUGUGUAUUCUGGUGGGCAUAUACACUGGCAAAGCUAUCACCUCCAUUUAUCUUAAAAUAAUUAAGGUAAUGAUUCACACUUCAUAUUUUCAAUCUGAACCAAUACAAUUCUUUUUAUCUUAUUGAACCCACAAUUUUUAAGAUGAGGCAAAUCAAGUGAGUGAUUGGGCGCAAUUCACUUUUUUUAUACUGAAGUAACUUUAUUUUUUAAGUUGAAGCAAAUCAUUUAGGGUCAUUGGAUGUAAUUCACUUGUUUCAUACCUGAAGUAAAUUUAUUUUUUAAGUUGUUACAAUUUAAAAUGGUUUAUUGGUCGUGACCUGUUUUUAUGCUAUU